CCCAGCCUUGAGGCAUCGGGUCGCGAGUACCAGCGCCGGCUUCUCCCGCUUCCCUGCGGCGGGAGUCCGCUGGCCUUAGACUCUCUCGGAGGGGGCGCGGCGGGGGCGCAGAGGGGGCGGGGAGGACCCGCGACGCCCCGCCCCUCUCCGCGCUCUGGCGGCUCGGCCUGUCCCUUGGGGUCCGGGUCCCGAGGCCGCUGAGACAGCAGGCCGGCGCUGUCCGCAGGUGUCGGCGGCGGCGGCAGCGGCAGAGCCACGGGCCUCAUGGUGGGUUUCGGGGCCAACCGGCGGGCGGGCCGCCUGCCGUCCUUCGUGCUGGUGGUGCUGCUGGUAGUCAUCGUCGUCCUUGCCUUCAACUACUGGAGCAUCUCCUCCCGCCACGUUCUGCUUCAGGAGGAGGUGGCCGAGCUGCAGGGCCAGGUCCAGCGCACCGAGGUGGCCCGCGGGNGCUUGGAGAAGCGCAAUUNGGAUCUCUUGCUCUUGGUGGACACGCAUAAGAAGCAGAUCGACCAGAAGGAGGCCGAUUACGGCCGCCUCAGCAGCCGGCUGCAGGCCAAGGAAGGCCUGGGGAAGAGAUGCGAGGAUGACAAGGUUAAGCUACAAAACAACAUAUCAUAUCAGAUGGCAGACAUACAUCAUUUAAAGGAGCAACUGGCUGAGCUUCGUCAGGAGUUUCUUCGACAGGAAGAUCAGCUUCAAGACUACAGGAAAAAUAAUACAUACCUUGUAAAGCGGUUAGAAUACGAGAGUUUUCAGUGUGGACAGCAGAUCAAGGAGUUAAGAGCACAACAUGAAGAAAAUAUUAAAAAAUUAGCAGAUCAGUUUUUGCAGGAACAAAAGGAGACCCAUAAGAUUCAAUCAAAUGAUGGGAAAGAAUUGGGUAGAAACGAUCAUGGAGCACCUAAAAAUAUUCCAAAUGUGCCUGAAAAUGAUGCAAAUAAGAAUGAGGACCCCUCAAGCAAUCAUCUUCCACAUGGGAAAGAACAACUCAAACGAGUUGGUGAUGCAGGGAUGCCUGGAGUAGAAGAGAAUGACCUAGCAAAAGUAGACGAGCUUCCUGCUGCUUUAAAGAAGCCCCCUGUGUUAGCUUCUCAACAUGAAAGUCAUCAGACAAUCUCCCAUCUUCCAACUGGACAGCCUCUCUCACCAAACAUGGCUCCAGGUUCACAUCUAAACCAGAAUGAAAAUCCCAGUACUUCAAAACAGAACCCUUCAAAUCCUCUUCAGCACAUAAUUCCAGGCCCAAACUUGGAUCGGGAACCCAGAAUUCAAACAGACUCGCUAAAGCAGGCCACCCGGGACAGAGCCAAUGAUUUCCACAAGUUGAAGCAAAGCCGGUUCUUUGAUGAGAAUGAAUCCCCUGUUGAUCCGCAGCAUGGCUCUAAACUGGCGGAUUAUAAUGGGGAUGAUGGUAACGUAGGUGAGUAUGAGGCAGACAAGCAGGCUGAGCUGGCUUACAAUGAGGAAGAAGAUGGUGAUGGUGGAGAGGAAGACGUCCAAGAUGAUGAAGAACGGGAGCUUCAGAUGGAUCCUGCAGACUAUGGCAAACAGCGCUUCAGUGAUGUCCUUUAAGUCUAAGGGAUUCCCAAAACCCAGAGUGCUGUGCAGCAGAUCAUCUCUACUUGUCAACCUUGACCUUUGCUGUAAAGAUCAGUUGUAUCAGUUGUAAAGAUACAUUGAGAUAGAUUUAAGGAAAUUUUAAUGAAGGAAUGUACCGAUGUACAUAUGUGAACUUUUUCAUAUUAUAUUAUCAAAGCAGAUACUUUUUUUGGUUACUACACAGCUGGGCCAAAAACAGUUAAUCUUUGCAUUUUAAAGCAAACUAAUGUAAAUUUCACAUUUUAUUGAGCCUAUUUUUUUUUUUUUCACAAA
Messenger RNA from Mus caroli (Ryukyu mouse), 1872 nucleotides. It is a transcript of the gene Golm2, whose product is annotated as golgi membrane protein 2. The record is from RefSeq and is a predicted model, not a curated record. NCBI's taxonomy places the organism in Eukaryota, Metazoa, Chordata, Mammalia, Rodentia, Muridae.